Messenger RNA from Prorocentrum cordatum, 1131 nucleotides. The record is from the annotation of a GenBank genome assembly. NCBI's taxonomy places the organism in Eukaryota, Dinophyceae, Prorocentrales, Prorocentraceae.
AUGGCGGCCGUCAGCUUCGAGACUACCAAGGCGCACGCGGCGCUCUCGUGGGCCACGAUCGUGAAGCGCGGCGACAGCGACGCGUCCGCGGAGGAGACGGCGGGGAGCGCCGCCCCUGGGAAGACCGCGCUCUCGCCGGGCCCCCGCGGCUCCCGCACGUGCGAGUGCCGCGGCCAGGUGAUCAUGAUGCUCGCCUACUACGGCUGGAUCGCGCCCCUGCAGGACAUCGACCACCCCGACGCGGGCAAGCACGAGGGCCACAUCUACGUGCGGGCGACCGACGUGGCCCCCGGCGCGUCGCUCGCCCCGGGCCAGGCCGUGAGCUUCUACCUGUACGCCGACGACCAGGGCCUGGGCGCCGAAGACUGCCGCCCCGACGGCGCGGACGGCGCCGACGAGUUCUGCUUCCGCGCCGCCGCGCAAGAGUUCGUCCCCUCGGCUGGCUUCUGCGCCGCCGCGCCCGAGUUCGUCCCCUCGGCUGGCUUCCGCGCCGCCGCGCCCGAGUUCGUCCCCGUGACCAGCUCCCACGCUGGCUGGGCGCUCGGCGACGUGCCAACUGGCGUGCAGUGGGCCCACGACGCCGCCGACUCCGACACCGACACCGACCUCUCCAGCGACGCGGGCGGCGCCGUGGCCUUCUCCUUCCGCGCCGCCGCGCCGGAGUUCCUGCCCCCCGCCGGCUGCUGCGCCGCCGCCCCCGAGCUCGUCGCCGCGAGCGGCCUCGUCGGCGUGCUGCCGCCAGGCGCGCAGAAGUCGCCGGGCGCCGCCGACGCCGACACCGACCUCGCCAGCAGCGCGGGCGGCGACUCCGAGGACGCGGCCAGCGACUCCGAGGACUCCCUUUGCGCGGGCCUAUGCGGCCCCGGGCCCGCCGCCGGCGGCGCCCGCCCGCUCGCGCGGGCGGUCGGCCUGGAGAGCCACGAGGACCGCGGGGCGGGCGCCGAGGCCCGCCGGGAGGCGGCCGCCCUGCCGCCGCCCGCGGCCCCCGGGGGCGGCGGCAUCGGCUCGGCCCCGUGGCGCUCGCACGCCGCGCCCCCGGGGCUCGGGGGCGCCGCGCCGCGCGGCUGGCGGCUGGAGUGCCUCCAGGACGGCGCCAGCCUGCCCAGGGACCUGCCGUGGCGGCGGUGCUGA